Molecule: messenger RNA, 2149 nt
Organism: Cydia splendana
Lineage: Eukaryota; Metazoa; Arthropoda; Insecta; Lepidoptera; Tortricidae
Exons: 6
Coding region: 123-2123 (666 amino acids)
Source: RefSeq, a predicted model, not a curated record
AUGAUUUGAUUGAAUUUCUGAGUUUGAAAAUUAGUAAUGAUAUUAGAAACUAAUGAGAAAAUUUUAAUUUUCCAUCAUUACUGGUAGCAAUUACAAAACGAAUUCAAUGAGAACGUCUAUAAAUGACAUGCCAUAAGAGCGAUUUUGAAGUCGCAAACAUCACAAUGCUUCUAAAAUGUUGUCUCAUUUUGAUUAUUUUUCUUAAAAACAUUUCAUGUGACGACAUGGCACCCGAGGCAAAAACGACAAAUAUCAAGAAACCUUUAGAUAGUAUGAACAAUCCACUGACAAACAGAGUCAAACUAACCAAUGACACAGGAAGGUAUCUUAAUGAGUACAACGUUGUGACCAAUGAUCAGUACAUAUUAAAGGUAUUUAGGCUGACUUAUGAAAAUUACGAAGUAAUGUCUGAAAAGUACCCGGUGCUACUGGUACACGGUUUGUUUCAAUCUUCGGACAGAUUUCUGCAGCAACGAGAUAAUCAGUCUUUGGCCUUCAAACUUCAAGAUUUCGGAUAUGAUGUAUGGCUGGCUAACUUUCGAGGCAACAAAUAUGGCCGAAGACACACAUCCUUCGGAGCAGAAACUAAAGAUAAAGCAAUAUUUUUCAACUACUCCUACGAGGAAAUCGCUGUACAGGACAUUGCCGCUACUGUAGAUUUCAUUCUCGAUAAUACUAAGCAAGAAAAGAUACAUUACAUCGGCUAUUCAUUGGGAGGGACCAUCUUUUUGGUACUUAAUUCUAUGAAGCAAGAAUACAAUAAUAAAUUUGACACAGCGCAUCUCUUGGCUCCAUUUGGGUACCAAAACUAUUUUCCUAAUAAAGAUCUCGAAGUUGAGGCCAGUCGCUGUGACGAAAUAUAUGAAAAACUUUUAAAUGUUAGCACUCUGGAAAUAUUUCCAUAUGAGCUUUCCAGUACAGACAUUCUCUUUUCGGCAGAACAAUGCUUUGGCAAUGAUACUUAUCGAAAUAUAUGCAAUUUAUUGAAAAUUAAUGAAGCCAUGGGCAUACAAAGUCAAGGCAAUAAAAUAAAUGAAACGAGGGGUGGAUCUAUCAAACAGAUAGUGCAUUUAGCACAAAAUGUUAAAUCUAAAAGAUUCAGUCGAUGGGAUUACGGAGAAAAAGAAAAUGAAGACCAUUACGGAACCAAAGAACCACCUAAAUAUAAUUUAAGUCUCAUUACUGUUGAAACUAAGAUAAUUUUUGCACCGUACGAUGAAUACGUGAGUCCAAAAGAUAUUGCUGACAUGGCAGCAAAUAUGGUUAAUGCUACAACAAGAGAAAUAGGUAGGCAAGGUAUUGCUGAUAUGCCUCCAAAUAUAAGUAAUGCUACAACAAGAGAAGCACCUGGGAAAGAUAUUACUUAUAUGCCCACGAAUAUGGGUAAUGCCACAUCAAGAAAAGUAGAAAUUGAAGAUAUUUCUGGUAUUACUACAGAUACAGUUGACGCUCAAACAAGAGAUGUAGGCAGGAGUGGUAUUACAGAUAUGCCUACAAAUAUGAGCAGUGCUACACCGAGAGAAGUUACUAGUAUGACUACGGAAGACAUUGACUCUACAACAGUAGAAGUAAGUGAGAAAGGUAUUACGGAUAUGCCUACAGAUAUAGAUAAUGCUAAAUCACGAAUAGUAGAAAUUGAAGACGUUACUGGUAUGACUAGUAUAGGUGACGCUGCAACGAGAAAAGUAGGUAGGGAAGGUAAUGCGGAUGUGCCUACGCAUAUGAGUUAUGCUAUAUUGAAAGAAGUAACAAAUGAAGAUGUUACAGACAUGACGACAAAUACAGUUGAGGCUACAACAAUAGGAGAAAGAAGGAGAGAUUUCAAACACCAUGACUUCAUUGAUGCCCCAGACGUGAUGGAACUUGUAUAUGAUAACAUCAUUAAUGACUUGGAGAAGAGAUCAAAACACAAUGUUUCAAUGGGAAAGCAAAAUAUAAUAAAAUUAAGCGACGACAAGACGAAUACCAACGAAGAAGAAACAGAAGACCAACAAGUCAAAGAAAAAUUGCGGACAACAAACUGGCUGAUAGUAGCUUUGAUUCCAGGCCUCAUUCUCUUCUCACUGUUACUUUUCAUGUGUUUUGUAAGAUCAAUUGAUUUCAAUUGUCAUAUGGAAAUGUAAGUUGCGAAAUACAUAUUUAGAAUCCU